Spirodela intermedia is the source of this 452-nucleotide messenger RNA. NCBI's taxonomy places the organism in Eukaryota, Viridiplantae, Streptophyta, Magnoliopsida, Alismatales, Araceae. The record is from the annotation of a GenBank genome assembly.
AUGAGCGCCCAUCUCUUCCACCUCAAAUCCAUGAGCCGACUCCCAGUCUGUCACCGCUGCUGCUGCGGUACGGCCCUAUUCAUCUCCCCUUCUCCUGCUCUUAGAUAUUCGUAAAGAAGGUAGAACAGGAAGAGGGAGGAUGCCGACUGCCGACUGCCGACGGGCCCUCUCGCCCUCUCAGGAACCUUCCUUUUCUUCUCUGUGGAGGUACUGGGGGAGCACGCAGACGAAGCCGUGGAGAAGGAAUUUUUUAAGAUGACACACAAGGCGUAUGACUUAUCGUCUCCGGGAUAAUGUAAUGUACUCCAAAUGAAGAGGACCACUUGACCGACGAGCCAGCGGAAGAUUGUGCCUUCGGGUCGUGAACAAUCCCCGGCCGGAAUAUGCCGCCAGUCUAGCUGAACGAGAGCAAAGUCAAGAGGUUUGCAUCGGUUCGUUUAAUGGGUCGGUAA